Messenger RNA from Nezara viridula (southern green stink bug), 1062 nucleotides. Lineage: Eukaryota; Metazoa; Arthropoda; Insecta; Hemiptera; Pentatomidae. The record is from the annotation of a GenBank genome assembly.
CGUUGCAAGGUGUCUGACUAGUAAGUGGCGUUUUACUUUCCAAUUCAAUAUUGUGAUACUUUUUCCUCAGUUUUAUUUUAUAAACGUGCUUUAUUUAAGACCAUCCAGUUAUUCUUAAUUCAAAAUCCCAGUAAAAUGAGUAGAUACCGUGAAUGGGACCCACAGUGCAAAGUUUACGUAGGUAAUUUGGGAAACAAUGCCUCAAAAAACGAAUUGGAAGAUGUUUUUUCUAAGUAUGGGCCUUUGAGAAAUGUUUGGGUGGCAAGAAACCCUCCAGGAUUUGCAUUCAUUGAAUUUGAAGACCCAAGAGAUGCUGAAGAUGCUGUUAGGGGACUGGAUGGAACAAGAUGCUGUGGUGCAAGAAUUAUUGUCGAGAUGUCUAAUGGGAAGUCCCGUUCAAGGUACAAUCGCAGAAGAUCUCCGGCAAGGAGGUCAAGGGAAGUCAUCUGUGCAUCUCCUAAUUUUGUUUGUCGAGUCUUAUCCGUCAAGGUCCCCAUGGAAAAAGAGGGCGCUUUCGAGAUCCAGAUCAAGGUCUCGCUCACGCAGCAUCCCGUGAGUAAAUUAGUAAAGGAAUCGGUUCCUUUUGAAACCAUUUCAUACGGGCCAGAAGAAACAUCCCGAGUAGAUAUUUAUGGCACUUCACUAUCAAAAGACUCACCAAUAUUUGUCUACAUUCAUGGUGGAUACUGGCAGGAACUUAGCAAAGAUAUUUCUAAUUACCCAGUCCUGCCGCUAGUGGAAUCAGGAAUAAGGGUUUUUGUUCCAGGUUAUUGUUUAGCUCCAGAAGCAUCAGUCGGUGAUAUAAUAGAACAGAUAAAGAGAUUGGGCGAAUAUGUUCUGAAAGAGGCUACUCAAUCAGGCACCAGGUCUGUUUGGUUUGGAGGGCAUUCUGCUGGGGCACAUCUUGCUGCUUCUCUAUUGGAUGAAGAAUGGUUCAAACGAUUUGAUCAGAAAGUUCAAAACAUCUUCAAAGGCCUUAUCCUCAUAAGUGGAAUUUAUGACUUAGUUCCGAUAGUACAGACCUAUGUAAACGAGCCUUUGAGAUUAGAUGAGAAGAAAUGA